AUGACCAGCACUCCGUCAGCGCAGGCCAAUGGGCACAAGGUGAAUGACAGCAUAGGAGAGAUCAUCAAAGCCGCGACUGACCACGACAUACAAUCACUGGAGAAGUGUAUUGAUCAGUAUUCCUUUCCCGAAUGCAAAGCUGUCGAUGUCCAAGACCCAGCAACAGGCCUUACACCCCUACACGCCGCCAUUGCCUCCAGUAAGUUGCAGCCAGAUGGUGACUCUAGUGUAAAUCAGCCCAGUGAAGAAAGCGGCAUUCAGGUUGUCAAGUUCCUGCUCGAGAAUGGCGCCAUCUGGAAUCAGCUGGACCGGAACGACGAGACACCGGGCUGCGUAGCGUAUCGGUUGGGCUUGCACCAGCUCUACCAGAUAAUGGUAGACGCAGGCGUCCGUGCGGAGAUGAUACUGAACAGACUGGAAGAAUACGAGGAGCUGGAAGACGAGGAAGAAGAGGGCGACGGCGAUGGAAACGAGGUCAACGAAGGAGAUUCGCCCACAGCUAAGGCAGGGGCACCGCCGCCCAGCACUAGUCAAGGCGACGUCACCAGUCCCCGGUACCUCUCAUCCAACCUAUCCCUCAGCAACAGCAGACUCCUGGACGCAGAGAGAAAUGGGGUCAUGAUGGAUUGGGAAACUUCUAUUAUGCGGCAAUCAGCGGAUGCCAUUCUGCCGAAACCAGGCCUCAAGAUAUUAAACAUUGGCUUUGGCAUGGGCAUUUUUGACACGUACAUCCAGGAUCACGCUAACAGGCCGGCGAGCCAUCACAUCAUUGAGGCACACCCCGAUGUCAUCAAUGAGAUGCGCCGCAAAGGAUGGAUGGAUCGGCCUAAUGUGGUCAUUCACAGCGGGAAAUGGCAGAACAUCCUCCCUCAGCUCGCCGCAGAAGACGAAAUUUUCGAUGCCAUUUACUUCGAUACUUUUGCCGAGUCCUACAGUGCUUUCCGUGACUUCUUCUCCGAGCACGUCAUCAGCGUGCUGAGCCAGGACGGGCGGUGGUCGUUCUUCAACGGCAUGGGCGCCGACAGGCAGAUCAGCUACGACGUCUACCAGAAGGUCGUCGAAUUUGACCUGUUCGAAGCUGGCUAUGACGUGACCUGGGCUGACCUGCAACUUCCGAACCUUGAUGAGGAGUGGGAAGGAGUCCGUCGGAAGUAUUGGAACGUCGCGCAGUAUCGUCUGCCUGUCUGCAGGUUUUUGGACUGA
Cladophialophora carrionii CBS 160.54 is the source of this 1203-nucleotide messenger RNA. RefSeq lists its product as uncharacterized. The record is from RefSeq and is a predicted model, not a curated record. Lineage: Eukaryota; Fungi; Ascomycota; Eurotiomycetes; Chaetothyriales; Herpotrichiellaceae. Gene Ontology annotation, biological process: peptidyl-arginine methylation. Gene Ontology annotation, molecular function: protein arginine N5-methyltransferase activity; protein binding. Gene Ontology annotation, cellular component: cytoplasm; nucleus. Bases 1 to 1203 code for a protein of 400 amino acids. The transcript has a single exon.